AUGGACCCUUUUCGUGAGGAGAGGUCGAGUGUUCUUGGGCUCUGGAUGUUUUCUGUGCUUCUGCAACUCCUCAACGAUCCCCUGGCUGGGAUACCAGGCCCCAUCUACUGUCGCUUCUCGCGUCUUCCCUACGUGUACUGGGUGUGCACGGGUCGGCUCGUCUUUCGCAUCAAGGAGCUCCACGACCAGUACGGAGAAGUGUUCCGCAUCGCGCCGGACGAGGUGCAGUUCAUCAACCCGGAGGCCUGGAAGGACAUUUUUGGCCACAAGACGCAGGGCGCCAAGGAGUUCCCCAAGGACCUGCGCUUCUACCCGAUGCCGCCGGGCGGGGUCCGGGACCUCUUGACGGCGGACCAGGCCAACCACCCGCGCAUGCGCAAGAUGCUGUCCCCGGCGUUUGCCGAGAAGACGCUGCGGGAGCAGGAGGCCAUCAUCACCUCGUACGUGGACUUCAUGGUGGGCAAGCUGCGGGGCAUGGUCACAAAACAAGAGGACGGCGCGGUCUACGCCAGGGCGGACAUGGUCAAGUGGUACAACUACCUCAUCUUUGACAUCAUUGGCGAUCUCACCUUUGGCAAGCCCUUCUUUUGCCUGGCGUCCAGCGACUACCACCCCUGGGUGUCGACCAUCUUCUCGAGCACAAAGGGGGCCAUCAUCGCCAACAACGGCGACUACCUCCCGGCCGUCAAGUACCUGGCCAUGCUGCUCCUGGUGGUGGCCAAGCCCCGCCUGGUGAUCGACAGGAUCUCGAGGCUCAAGUACAGCGUCAACAAGACCAGCGAGCGCCUGGCCUCCCAGACCGACCGGCCCGACUUCAUGUCCUACAUCAUGAAGGGCGCCGAGACGGGCCAGCCGCUGUCCAAGGAGGAGCUCGACGCCAACGCGGACCUCUUGGUGUUUGCCGGCAGCGAAACCACCUCCACCUUCCUGUCGGGCUGCACCUACUUUGUCCUGAGCAACCCCCGGGUCUACAGGCGCCUGGUCGCCGAGGUCCGGGGCUCCUUCAACAGCGAAGAGGAGAUGACCUUUGCCUCGAUCCAGAGGCUCCCCUACCUCAGCGCGGUGAUGCAGGAGGCAUUCAGGAUGUACCCGCCCAUCCCCGUCGGGCCGCCGCGCAAGGUGCCCGAGGGUGGUGCCGUGGUCCGCGGCAUCAGCUUGCCCGAGAAUACUGCCGUUGCCAUCACGCAGUACGCAGCUGGCCACUCCGAGACCAACUUUACCGAUCCCUACACCUACACGCCAGAGCGUUGGCUCCCGGACGCGGACGAGCGUUUUGCUUCUGACCGCCGCCGCGCCGUUCAGCCGUUUGCGGUUGGUCCACGGAACUGCAUUGGCCAAAACCUCGCCACGGCCGAGAUUCGUCUGACCAUGAUCAAAAUGCUAUGGCACUUUGAGGCGGAGCUGGCCCCAGAGUGUGAAAACUGGCACAAGCAGUCCAUCUUUGGUCUCUGGGAAAAGCCACCCUUGAUGAUCAAACUGAGACCUCGUGAGCGUUAG
Molecule: messenger RNA, 1497 nt
Organism: Pyricularia oryzae 70-15
Lineage: Eukaryota; Fungi; Ascomycota; Sordariomycetes; Magnaporthales; Pyriculariaceae
Exons: 4
Coding region: 1-1497 (498 amino acids)
Molecular function (GO): oxidoreductase activity, acting on paired donors, with incorporation or reduction of molecular oxygen; monooxygenase activity; iron ion binding
Source: RefSeq, a predicted model, not a curated record